CUUUCCUCUCAGGCGCGGAGAUCGUUGAGGCGGGAGCGGGCUCGCUCGGGGCAGGCGGGACGGGCCAGCGGGUAAGUAGGUGGUGCUAGAACACUUGCUGUAUGGAAUCUUGUUCUGUAAUAUGGGGGAAGAGGAAGGACUGCAUCAUCAAACACAAUUAUUGGACACAAUGUUUGUACGCGGACUGAAGAGGAAAUGUAUUGAUGGAGAGGAAGAUAUUGAAGGAACUUUAGCUGGCUUUAAAGCUAUCCCUUCAUACAACCUUCAACGCCAGUCACUGCUAGACAUGUCUUUGGUUAAACUUCAGCUCUGCCACAUGCUUGUUGAACCUAAUCUGUAUCGUUCAGUGCUUAUAGCCAAUACGGUUCGGCAGAUCCAAGAGGAAAUGACCCAGGAUGGAACUUGGCAGAUGAUAAAUGCACAGAGUACUGGACCAACCUCUCUGGACCGUCUGGUGUCAACAGAUAUCCUCUGUCGUUCUUCCAAGGAGCAAGCUGAAGAAAAGCUUGUUCAAGGUUAUAGUGGCUACUCAAAAGACUUUGAGGACACACAGUCACAAGAGAGUGCAGAAAUCUUAAGACCUGCUCCGCUACAGGCUCCCAGAAACCUGCAGGGUAACGUGUGGGAGAUGGAGAGCUCUCCAGAAAAUAGAGGAAACUUCCAUAAGUCAUUAGAUCAAAUAUUUGAAACCUUAGAAACAAAAACUCCCGACUCUGUGGAAGAGCUGUUUUCAGAAGUUGACAGUUCCUAUUACAAUCUUGAUACAGUAUUAACGGGAAUGAUGGGCGGUACCAAAUUGGGACACUGUGAUGUACUUGAAACAUUUCCUCAAGCAACUGCAAAUUCUAACUCUAACUGUAAAUCUGACCUUAAUGAGCUUGACCAUUUUGUGGAGAUUCUGGUUGAAUCUUGAGACAAAGGGUGAAGGAGACAUCCUUUGAAGAAGCCAGAUCUUGAGUAGUAAAACUUCCAAAUAGCUUGUCCUCUCAAAGCUGCACAUGAAUCUUCCAAAAAAAAAAAAAGCACUUCAAUUUGCAAAGUUGUGUUAAUGUAUGAAAUUAACCUGCAAUUUGUAGUGUUUGAACUGUAAGUACGUAUUUUCAAUGCCCACAAUUCAGUGUGGUAUUAUAGGUAUGCCUUUGAGUUACCAUGAGCCCAGCAGUUCUUCCAUUCCACCCCCACCCACCCCAACAUUAUCCGGCCCCUAUGCCAUGUCACAAACUGCUUUGGAACCCCCCAGGUGUUUCAUUAGUGGCUUGGCAUGUGAAAAGCCCCCUGGGUGCAUAAGAUGAAUCACAUAUUCCUCCAUGUUUUGCCCAUACAUCUUCCCCUUCUUGGGGCUCAACAGCUACCAAAAAUAAAUGAUUUGCUAAUCCCUUGUAGCAUUAAGGGAUAUAAAAUUGUGUAGCAGAAUUCUUCCUCCCUUGACCAUCGCGUUUCUCCCUGCAAGGUGCAAGUGCUAAAUAGACUCCAAUCCUCAACAUACAAAGUCCUCAGCUUAAAUCAAAACCUAUACCGUCUAGGCUGAGACCUUUUCAGCAAACCCCCUGGCAUUUGCUCCUGCUGUUUUUAUCAGUUGACUUUCAUGGGACUACCUUUGAAGUUAUGGUUUAAGGACCAAAGGCUUGGUUUCCUGACUCCUUCAUUGCAAGUAAAUACUUCACUGAUGUCUCUGCAUUUAUUUACCACACAAGCUCAUAAAGAGCUUUAAAGCAGUGGUUCCCAUUAUCCUAGCUAGCUUUUUCUGUCAUUCUUAUUUUCUGUUUUUUAAAAUAUAGUUCUAGUUUUUAAAAAGUGUUUAUCAGUGUUCAGAAUCUUUCAGCUAUUUUCUGAAGAUAUAUUUUUGCUACAAAUCUUCUGCCAACUGCUUAUUUAGUACCUGGAAAUAUUUGCAGUUGUAUUUUUUUAAUCACUUUGAAAAAGGGAUUUUUUUUUUCUUACCGUGGGGCCUCCCUUACGUAGCUCAGUAAAAGUGUUUAAAUAUAUAACAUUAAAGUAGGAGCAGUUGUCAGCAUUCAGUCUUGAAGUACUGUGUUAAGAGUAGAGUUGCUCUUGACAGGAAAAUCUGAGGAGGAGCUCUUGUUGGGCUACAGAAGGUGUUGAUGCAUUUACACUUCAGUUCGAGCCAUGUUUUUGUUACCUUCAAGCAUAAAUUAUGUGGGUGUUAUUUAUAAGUAUUUAUAUGUAUGUGUCAUCAAGUGAAUGAUUUGGCUGAAGUCUACCAUCCCACUUAAUUCUGUGUUUGGGAGGUGGGGGGAGCACUCCCCUACCUUGCACUAAUUACUACAAGACUGUUACAGAGGCCUUUCAAGAGUGUUCUCCAAACUUAAAAUGCUCCACUCAAACCAAGGUGUGAAUGUGCGGUCAGUUGAGUCAUUAACAGCAGGUUAGUAUUGAAGAAAAAGCUUGUCUUAAUUGCUAAAAGCAGUUUCUGGUGAGAAGGUGCAUCAUAUGGGAAAACAUUUGCAAUAAAAUUGCCCAAUACUUGCCUUGGUAAACUGGUGAUACAAAAGAACAUAACUGCAUGGUGGGAAAAAGGAAAAGAGCUAUGAAUCCUCUUGACAAAAGUCCAUAUUCUCACAUUACCGUUAUGGGGGUAUGUCUGCCAUCUGACAAGCAAUUUUAGCUAUUUUGCAUCAGUUUGCAUUGAUCAGAAUUGGAUAUGUUCCUUUUAAAAACUCAUUCUGACUUCUCCAGUUGCGAUACUAUACUCACACACAUCUCAAAACAUUGGACGCCUUAUCUCCUGGCAGAGGGUCAUAGAUGCGGCAGUUUAUCUUUGUGCGAAGGGAGUUAACACACACCCUUGAUGCCAGUAAGGAUGUGCACCAUGCACAACCAGAACAACUCUUCAAAGCAUAAAGAUCCUUGUCUUGUGUAUGUAUAGCUAAAUGUCUUUGUCUUAGUUUAGGUUGCAACCUGAAACAACUUUGCAUAACUCGCCCCUCCUGAGGUUAAUGGGGCUCCAUACAAGAAAGUGGUUUCAUGAUUGUGGCCUUAAUAAUUUAAGUGCUUUUGAAGCAGCUGAUUUGAAGACAGCAUUGUAUGUUUUCCAGUCUUGGCAGGUAGAGAUGCCUAUUUCUGUAACUCAAUUUUGUGCCAGACCAUGCAGUUUGUAAGGGGAUCUUUCUAAUGCAUUUGAAAGUGAUUAAUGUCUUUUUAUAUUAAAGUUGAAU
Molecule: messenger RNA, 3176 nt
Organism: Elgaria multicarinata webbii
Lineage: Eukaryota; Metazoa; Chordata; Lepidosauria; Squamata; Anguidae
Gene: CDCA4
Product: cell division cycle associated 4
Exons: 3
Coding region: 122-913 (263 amino acids)
Cellular component (GO): nucleus
Molecular function (GO): transcription regulator activity
Source: RefSeq, a predicted model, not a curated record